Messenger RNA from Dacryopinax primogenitus, 1602 nucleotides. RefSeq lists its product as uncharacterized. Bases 1 to 1602 code for a protein of 533 amino acids. The transcript has 4 exons. NCBI's taxonomy places the organism in Eukaryota, Fungi, Basidiomycota, Dacrymycetes, Dacrymycetales, Dacrymycetaceae. The record is from RefSeq and is a predicted model, not a curated record. Gene Ontology annotation, molecular function: hydrolase activity, hydrolyzing O-glycosyl compounds. Gene Ontology annotation, biological process: carbohydrate metabolic process.
AUGCCCACCUACAAGAACCCAAUCAUCCCUGGAUACAACCCCGACCCCUCAUGCUGCAAAGUAGGGGAUACGUUCUACCUCGUCUGCUCAUCCUUUCUCGCCUUCCCUGCCAUCCCCAUCUACGCGUCGCACGACCUCGUCAGCUGGAAACAGAUCGGCAACGUCGUUACGCGCGAUAGUCAGCUGGACCUCACCUCCCAGAGCGUGAACAAUAACGGGGAGAGCUCCGGCGUCUGGGCUCCAACGAUAAGGCACCAUAAUGGACUGUUCUACGUUGUUACCACACGGGUGGAUAUGAGCAAGCCAUGGGAGGACGAGUCGCGCUACCAGAACCUCAUCUGGACGUGUAAAGAUCCGUUCAACGAGGAGUGGUCCGAUGCGGUCGAGUUCGUCUUCCCUGGAUUUGAUACAAGCUUAUUCUGGGACGACGAUGGCAAGUGCUACGCACAGGGGAGUGAGUCCGGGAAGAGUUUCUCCCUCCGCCAAAUCACCCAAUACGAGAUCGACGUCAAGACCGGCAAACCGCUGAGCGACAAACGCCAACUCUGGACGGGCGAAGGCGGUAUCUUCCCCGAAGCGCCGCACAUCUUCAAGCGGGGUGAUUGGUACUACCUACUCACUGCCGAAGGUGGGACCUACAUGGACCAUAGCGCGAUGCUUGCGCGCGCUCCUACAGUCUGGGGGCCGUACGAACGCUGCCCGUCGAACCCCGUCCUCCGCCCACCGGCGAAGGAGGAGCUCAUCCAGACUGUAGGCCAUGCCGACUUCUUCGAGUCCUCUCCCGGUACCUGGUGGGCCAUCGCCCUCGCAACGAGGAUCAUCGGCCCCAACUCGCCCAUGGGGAGGGAGACGGUCCUGAUCCCGGGGACCUGGACUGGUGACUGGCCAGUGUGGGACCUCCCCGUCAAGAGCGUGAUGGACACCCCGAACCUUCCACCGACGCAGCCCCUCGCACGUGAGGGAGCGUUCAUCGCCCCCUCGCUCAACGAAUUCGGCAAACCAGGAAAGUUCGCCCCGCACUGGCUCUUCCUCCGCAACCCCGUGUAUAAGAACUACGAUAUCCUCUCCCCCUCCGAGCUCGUGCUCACCGGCACAGCUGAAACACUCUCGAGCCAUGUGAAGGAUACGACGUUCGUUGCUCGCCGGCAACAAGACCUCAAGUUCACCGCUUCUGUCACGCUGGCCUUCACCCCUCAAGGGAAGGAGGAAGCGGGCAUUACAGUCUUCCUCGACCCUAUUAGGCACUAUGAAGUGUUCGUCGAAUACCAGGGCAUCGGGUGUCGCACAACCGUCAUGGGCGCUGUAGGGCUCCAAAGCGGGGUAGCCAAUUUCCUCAAGCGGGACAAGCCGCAAGUCGAGGAAUUUGACGCUAUCGCACCCAUCCCUGACGGGGAAGUGACGUUCAAGGUCCUGGGGGAAGAGGACAAGUUCAGGUUCUUCGUUGUCCAAGGGGGGGAGGAGAUCGAGGUCGCGGAUGGGCCGGCGAGCGAGGUCUCGGGCGGCUUCUGUGGUACGCUUGUGGGAGUGUACGCGACGGGCAAUGGUGACCCUUCGACGCCGCCGGCUAAGUUUACGAAUUUCAAGUAUGAACCAAUUGCUUGA